Seminavis robusta is the source of this 2058-nucleotide messenger RNA. Lineage: Eukaryota; Bacillariophyta; Bacillariophyceae; Naviculales; Naviculaceae. The record is from the annotation of a GenBank genome assembly.
AUGAUGGAAGCAAGCCCAGAUACUCUUAAUUCUGCGUCAUCUAGUAGUAGCGGGGAUGGAGGGAACACUUCACCAAUCAACUCGAGCGGCAUUGGCAGUCAUGACGCUGAGACUUCCGCGACAAUGGAAAGCCCACACCGACAGUCGUCCAUGGAUGUGGAACAGAGUCUACCAACAGUAGCCGAAGUGACUGGGAGAAGGACCAUGGAACACAUUUUGCGUCGACGACGGCGACGACGACAAUCCUGCAUACUUUCCGCUCUGGUGGUACUUGUAUUAGCGUUGUUGGCGCUCUCCAUUGGUUUGGCCGUGGAACUCUCUGCUUCCAACAACAAGCAGUCGUCUUCCUCACAGGACAACCAACAAACCGCACAAACCAUUAUGGAUUCCCAGAAACGCUACCAUGACAUGGUACGAUUCUUGAGCGAAACUAGUAUUUCCAGCUUAACUUCCUUGGAAGAUGACAGCAGUCCCCAGCAUCUGGCCCUUACCUUCCUGGCCUUGUUGGAUCCGUUGGGACUUCCCAUUCCUCACUCUCAUAUUAUUCAAGAGGGAUAUCAGUUUAUCACUCGCUAUGUCCUCACUGUCUUGUACUUUGGCAUGCAAGGAGAUUCUUGGACUCAAAAACGACACUUUUUGUCCAACCUGCCCACGUGUGAAUGGUGGGAAUUGAAUCUAGACGAGUCCACACGACGACAGUACAAGUACGUGGGGGUGAUUUGUAAUAACAACGAUAUCAUCACCAAUCUCAUUUUACCCAACAACAAUCUGCAUGGAGAGCUACCCACCGAGAUGGCAUUACUGACAACACUCAAGACACUCGUUCUAAAUGUCAAUCAAAUCCAUGGGAGUAUACCGACAACAUUCAAAAACCUCUAUUGGUUAGAGCAUCUCUGGUUGUCCCACAAUGCCAUUACUGGAACCGUACCCAACUGGAUUGACAGCUACGUUGGAAUCGAAUCGUUGGAUCUUUCCUACAAUCGACUCGAAGGAGAGCUUCCAGCACAACUGGCUAAUUUGGAACACAUCCAAAUGAUUGCGUUGGAUAACAACCUGCUUUCCGGGCCCAUUCACGACGUAUUCAACCUCCACAACAACAGCCGGGGCUUGCAACACUUGCAGUUUCUAUACCUCGAGAGCAAUCGGUUCAGCGGAUCUCUCGGAAAUUCCUUCAUGGUCGGAGCGACUGAAUCACCGCUGGUGGCUUUGGAUGUUUCCGACAAUUCACUGACGGGAAGACUUCCCGUGCAUCUCUUUGCUCAGUUUCCCAAUCUACAAGUCGUCGAUGCCAAUUCCAAUCAGUUGAUUGGUCAACUCCCCAAAAUCUUGAAUACCAACAAUGUCCUCACGUUUCUGGCGGUGCACAACAACUCACUCACGGGAGAAGUAUCGGGAUUGUUGCCCAAUCUCCACGCAUUGACUCAUUUGGAUGUCUCCAGCAAUACCUUUACCAAAUGGCAUAUGGACAUCGGUGCCAUGACGAAUUUGACCUAUCUCUUUCUAGCCAACAAUCCGUUCCCACGAGGACCCUUUCCGUCCUUUCUGAGCAGCCUCACCAAUCUCGAAGAGCUGUCACUCCAGGCCACCCGACGGACCGGAAGUAUUCCCUGCUUUUUGGGGUCCAUGACCCGUCUGGUAUUGCUGGAUCUGGAGAAUAAUCAGUUCACGGGAGCCAUCCCGAGUGACCUGGGGAAUCUCAGCUUUCUGCAGUAUUUUCGCUUGAACCGGAAUCAACUUUCCAACAGUGUGCCGGCCGAACUGAGUAAUCUACUUUCCUUGCGGCUGCUAUUUUUGGAUAGCAAUAACCUCGAGGGAAAUUUGAGUAGCGUGGUGUGUAACCUUCGUUGGGACCCCAUGGUGGUAGCCGAUUGCGCGGCUGACGACAGUACGGGUAGUACAAAUCUCUUCUGUUCCUGCUGUGACCUGUGCUGCAGCACCAGUGCACCGUGUAAUGAUGAUAACGUUGUGCCAUCCAAAGAUCCAGCAUGGCAGUUCGGAUAUCAACGAUAUGAAUACCACUUUGGACCAACCAGACAUUCCAUUUCGGACGCACCGUAA